AUGGAUCGCGUCGCAGAUAAAUUCAGUGAAAUUAAGAAGAUAGUUCGGAAGAAAAUUGACGGCAUUACUGUGAAGAAAGAAAGCAUAAGUAAAAGUACGAAACGACCUGACGGUAAACGAAAACUUGAGGACUCAGAAUUUAAGGAUUCUGCACAAGCAUCUACUAGCUCUACAAGCACGCUCAAACAUUUUUUACGUCAGAAAGUCUUUAAAUCUGAAAAUCCAGGAAAUAAAGCGGAGGAUUCUAACACGAAGACGGUGGAAAAGGUUUCAAUAUUCGCGCAUCUCAAGAUGUCGGACAGAAGUGACAGUUCAACGUCUGGAGGAACAGACAUCACUUCUGUCUCUGAAGCCUCUAAUUAA
This is a messenger RNA of Cotesia congregata, 363 nucleotides long. Lineage: Eukaryota; Metazoa; Arthropoda; Insecta; Hymenoptera; Braconidae. The record is from the annotation of a GenBank genome assembly.